This is a messenger RNA of Pisolithus orientalis, 1981 nucleotides long. Its product is annotated as methylenetetrahydrofolate reductase-domain-containing protein. Gene Ontology annotation, cellular component: cytosol. Gene Ontology annotation, biological process: tetrahydrofolate interconversion. NCBI's taxonomy places the organism in Eukaryota, Fungi, Basidiomycota, Agaricomycetes, Boletales, Pisolithaceae. Gene Ontology annotation, molecular function: FAD binding; methylenetetrahydrofolate reductase [NAD(P)H] activity. The record is from RefSeq and is a predicted model, not a curated record. The transcript has 9 exons. Bases 84 to 1907 code for a protein of 607 amino acids.
AAUCAUUGUACCUGGAACGGUGAUAUUGGACCCUCACAGAAUUUGUCCAGUCCAUCAAGUCCAUCCCAGCACCAGUGGUCCUCAUGAAGGUCAGCAAAAAGAUCGAGCAGUCACAGAAGGAGGGGAAGAUAUGGUGGUCUUUUGAAUAUUUCCCUCCUCGGACCGCUCAGGGUCUUCAAAAUCUGCUAGAUCGUAUAGAAAGAAUGAGGAAUCUGGGCCCCGAAUUCAUCGAUAUUACUUGGAAUGCUGGUGGUCGGACAUCCGAACUUACCUCGGAAAUGGUCAGGUUAUGUCAGGGUGUUAUUGGCAUCGAGACCUGCAUGCACCUAACCUGCACCAACAUGCCUAGAGAGAAGGUAGACGUCGCCCUCUGCGAGGCGAAAAAGCAUGGCUGUCGUAACAUUCUUGCCCUUCGUGGGGAUCCACCACAGGGUAAAGAUGAGUGGGAAGCAGUCGAAGGUGGCUUUGUUCAUGGCAUCGAUCUCGUCCGCCAUAUCCACAAAGAAUACGGUGACUACUUCGACAUCGCCGUCGCUGGUUUCCCACAGAACAUGCUCCUUCCCCCUGAAGAACGUGACCUCGAGAUCAAGUACCUGAAGGAGAAGAUUGAUGCUGGUGUCGACUUCAUCUUCACUCAGAUGUUCUAUGACGUGGAUAUCUUUAUAGAUUGGGUAAAGGCAAUUAGAGCAGCGGGUAUCACUAUUCCUAUUGUACCGGGCGUUGCACCCAUACAAACAUGGAACGGCUUCCUCAAGGCCACCUCCCUCGCACAGACAAAAAUUCCCCAAUCCUUCAUGGAUGCCUUGGAACCCCACAAGAACGACGAUGAAAAGGUUAGAGCUAUUGGCACAAAGCUCGUUGCCGAUAUGUGUCGCAAGAUUCUCGACGCAGAUCUCGGCAUCAAAGGACUGCAUUUCUACACCAUGAACCUGGAAAAAGGAACCAAGAUGCUUUUGCAGGAACUCAACUUGGUGCCACGGGUCGAAACGCUCAAGCCGCUGCCCUGGAGACAGUCCCUUACCCCAAAUCGUCGGCAAGAAAAUAUCCGUCCAAUCUUCUGGGCAAACAGAACACAGUCUUACUUGUCGCGCACUGAGAAUUGGGACGAGUUCCCCAAUGGUCGCUUUGGUGAUUCUCGGAGUCCGGCAUAUGGCGAACUCGACGGUUACGGCGUCUCACUGAAACAAACGGACGAGGCAGCCUUGAAACUCUGGGGCGAACCCAAGACUUUUGAUGACAUCGUUCAGUUGUUUAGCCAGUUCUGUUUGAAGAAACUUUCUGCGCUGCCAUGGUCAGACCAACCGGUCUCUGGUGAAACGUCGAUCAUUUCCAAAGAACUAUCAAAGAUAAACCAACUCGGUUUCCUAACUAUCAACUCACAACCCGCCGUCAAUGGUGCGCCAAGUGAUGAUCCAAAGUUCGGGUGGGGACCAAGGGACGGAUACGUGUACCAGAAGGCUUACCUGGAAUUCUUCGUAAACCCCGAGUUGCUCGAGAUACUCAUCUCAGAAAUAGAGAUGGACACCAAGAUGACGUACUAUGUCAUCAACAAGCAGGGUGAUCUGCGCACGAACAGCCAUUCAGAGGGGCCAAACGCUGUCACUUGGGGUGUUUUCCCAGGGAAGGAAAUUAUUCAGCCCACAAUUGUCGAAGCUAUUAGUUUUAUGGCUUGGAAGGAUGAGGCAUAUGACCUAGGCAUCAAGUGGGCAAACAUCUAUGAGACUGCCUCGCCGUCGCGGCAACUCAUAAUGGACGUCAUGAAUAACUCGUAUCUCGUCAACGUCGUUCACAAUGACUUUAAAGACACUAAAGCAAUAUUCACACCCUUCUUCAAGGCCGGGGAGAAGUAUGCCGCGUCUCGCGCGACAGCGAACGGUUCAGCCCAAACCAAUGGUGACCUGAACUAGACGGUUACCCCGCCGCAAACUUGACAUGAUCCAACUCACCACCAGUGACGUUCAUAAUAGUAUACUAUUUCGGG